Messenger RNA from Hippocampus comes (tiger tail seahorse), 2784 nucleotides. RefSeq names its product B-Raf proto-oncogene, serine/threonine kinase (gene braf). Gene Ontology annotation, molecular function: MAP kinase kinase kinase activity; ATP binding. The transcript has 20 exons. Gene Ontology annotation, cellular component: cytosol; plasma membrane; mitochondrion. The record is from RefSeq and is a predicted model, not a curated record. NCBI's taxonomy places the organism in Eukaryota, Metazoa, Chordata, Actinopteri, Syngnathiformes, Syngnathidae. Gene Ontology annotation, biological process: MAPK cascade; protein phosphorylation. The coding region runs from base 31 to 2511 and encodes 826 amino acids.
UAUUUUCCACUCACUUUCUCACACUUUAAAAUGGCGGCGUUGAGCAGCGCCGAGUCCCCACCGCCCGUCUUUAACGGAGACACCUCAGAGCGGCAACCGGGCGGGGAGCGGGGCCUCGAGGAGCUCGGCGCAGCGCUGGAGCCCUCCUGCUCGCCGGGGAUCCCCGGAGGUCCGCAAGACGAGGAGAUCUGGAACAUCAAACAGAUGAUCAAGUUGACGCAAGAACACUUAGAGGCUCUCCUGGACAAGUUUGGAGGAGAACACAAUCCUCCCUCCAUAUAUCUUGAGGCCUAUGAGGAGUACACCAGUAAGCUGGACGCCUUGCAGCAGAGGGAGCAGCAGCUGCUAGAGGCCACGGGCAACGGCACGGACUUCCCCUCCUCCUCGCCGACUCCCGUGCCGACCCUCCUGGAGGUCAAGAUGGGAGGCUGCGUGGCCGGCGGCGGCGGGGUCGGCGCUCAGGUUUUCCCCUCGGCACCCAACACCUUGGCCGUCCUCCAGAAACCGGCGGACGCCAGCCGGAGCAACCCGCGCUCUCCGCAGAAGCCCAUCGUCCGGGUCUUCCUGCCCAAUAAACAGAGAACGGUGGUCCCCGCCCGGUGUGGGAUGACCGUGCGAGACUCGCUCAAGAAGGCUCUCAUGAUGCGAGGACUCAUCCCGGAGUGCUGCGGCGUCUACAGGAUACAGGACGGAGAGAAGAAGCCGAUUGGUUGGGACACGGAUAUCUCCUGGCUGACCGGGGAAGAGUUGCACGUGGAAGUCUUGGAGAAUGUGCCGCUCACCACGCACAAUUUUGUGAGGAAGACCUUCUUCACGCUGGCCUUCUGCGACUUCUGCAGGAAGCUGCUUUUCCAGGGCUUCCGCUGUCAGACGUGCGGCUACAAGUUCCACCAGCGCUGCAGCACCGAGGUCCCCCUCAUGUGCGUCAACUACGACCAGCUGGACUUGUUGCUCGUGUCCAAGUUCUUCGAGCAUCACCCUUUCACCCAAGAGGAGGUCUCCUCCGAGGGGACCACCCCCGUGUCCGAAGCCUGUCCGUCGCUCCCUCCGUCCGACUCCACCGGGUCUAUAUGUCACGCCACGUUGUCCCCAUCCAAGUCCAUCCCCAUCCCGCCUAGUUUCCGGCCCGCCGAGGAGGAUCACCGCAACCAGUUUGGCCAGCGGGACCGUUCGUCCUCUGCCCCCAACGUCCAUAUCAACACCAUCGAGCCUGUCAACAUCGACGACCUGAUCCGAGAUCAGGGACUAGUGAGGUCGGAUGGAGCCCCCCCGAACCACCCUGCCCGCUGCUUGAGGAAGCACCGAACACGGACCUCAAGCCCCCUCCUAUACUCCUACCCCAAUGACAUUGUGUUUGAUUUUGAGCCCGAGCCCGUGUUCCGAGGGUCCACCACCGGACUGUCGGCCACUCCCCCCGCCUCGCUCCCGGGCUCCCUGACCAACGUCAAGGUUCCCCAGAAAUCGCCGUGCCCGCAGAGGGAGCGCAAGUCGUCGUCGUCGUCCGAGGACCGCAAUAAAAUGAAAACGCUGGGGAGGAGGGACUCCAGUGACGACUGGGAAAUCCCCGAGGGGCAGAUCACGCUGGGUCAGAGGAUAGGUUCCGGCUCCUUUGGGACUGUCUUCAAAGGAAAGUGGCACGGUGACGUGGCAGUGAAGAUGUUGAACGUAACGGCGCCGACACCUCAACAGCUUCAGGCCUUCAAGAACGAAGUGGGAGUCCUCAGGAAAACGCGUCACGUCAACAUCCUGUUGUUCAUGGGCUACACCACCAAGCCUCAGCUGGCCAUCGUGACGCAGUGGUGCGAAGGCUCCAGCCUCUACCACCACCUGCACAUCAUCGAGACCAAGUUUGAAAUGAUUAAGCUCAUCGACAUUGCCAGGCAGACCGCUCAGGGCAUGGAUUAUCUGCACGCCAAGUCCAUCAUCCACCGUGAUCUGAAGAGCAACAAUAUUUUCCUCCAUGAGGAUCUGACGGUGAAGAUCGGCGACUUUGGCCUGGCCACGGUCAAGUCCCGCUGGAGCGGCUCCCACCAGUUUGAGCAGUUGUCCGGCUCCAUUCUGUGGAUGGCUCCGGAGGUGAUCCGGCUUCAGGACAAGAAUCCGUACAGCUUCCAGUCCGACGUCUACGCCUUUGGCAUUGUGCUGUACGAACUCAUGUCAGGAGCGCUGCCCUACUCCAACAUUAACAACAGAGAUCAGAUCAUAUUCAUGGUGGGCCGGGGUUACCUGUCGCCCGACCUCAGCAAGGUGCGUAGCAACUGCCCAAAGGCCAUGAAGAGACUAAUGGCCGACUGUUUGAAAAAGAAGAGAGAGGAGCGACCGCUCUUCCCUCAGAUCUUGGCGUCCAUCGAGCUGCUGGCUCGCUCGUUACCCAAAAUCCACCGCAGCGCCUCCGAGCCUUCGUUAAACCGAGCCGGCUUUCAGACGGAGGACUUCAGCUUAUACGCCUGCGCCUCACCCAAAACCCCCAUCCAGGCGGGCGGCUACGGGGAGUUUUCAGCAUUCAAGUAAGUGCUGUGCAUCUCACCAGCCCAUCCCUCGUCACCGCUCCGAAGCCCUCCCGUCCUUGCUGUGGAUUAAUUCAUCACUUGGGGAGGGGGAGGGGGGAAGAAAAAAAAAAACUGAAACGUAGUCUUAAACGAAUGUGCUGUUUUCUUCCUCGACCGGCGACAAGAUUCCUGCCAACGUCAAAGCCGUCCGUUGGGCAACUAGCCAAAAGCGACGGGCAAACCGAAUCGCGGAAAACAUCAAACCAUAACCCCCCGCCCCCCAAAAAAAAGAUUU